Messenger RNA from Papaver somniferum (opium poppy), 1638 nucleotides. Its product is annotated as NADH dehydrogenase [ubiquinone] 1 alpha subcomplex subunit 9, mitochondrial-like. Bases 90 to 1292 code for a protein of 400 amino acids. Gene Ontology annotation, cellular component: mitochondrion. The transcript has 12 exons. Gene Ontology annotation, molecular function: protein-containing complex binding. Lineage: Eukaryota; Viridiplantae; Streptophyta; Magnoliopsida; Ranunculales; Papaveraceae. The record is from RefSeq and is a predicted model, not a curated record.
UCACUCCCAUCCCAGGUUCCCAAGUCCCAGCCCUCAAAAGAUACAGGUCUUCUUUGUAUUUUUCUUCUUCGUUCUGAAAAAACAAAGAGAUGAUGCAGGGCUACGCCAGGAGAUUAGGGCACCAGUAUUUGAAGCCUUCACCAUCGCUAUCAACUCUCAAAUCAAUCUAUCCUGUUUCUGACAAAUAUUAUGGAUAUGAUCAUCCGCGGUUUGGAUCGAAUAUUGCUACAAAAGGAGUUGGGCAUCUCAUCCGUAAAGGUACUGGUGGAAGAUCAUCUGUUAGUGGAAUUGUUGCAACUGUGUUUGGAGCGACAGGGUUUCUCGGACGUUAUGUUGUACAACAACUAGCUAAAAUGGGUUCUCAAGUGCUAGUUCCUUUCCGAGGUUCGGAGGAUUCUCAUCGACAUCUUAAAUUGAUGGGUGAUUUAGGCCAGAUUGUACCUAUGAAAUAUGACCCAAGAGAUGAAGAUUCAAUUAAAGCAGUAAUGGCAAAGGCGAAUGUUGUCAUCAAUCUUAUUGGAAGGGAGUAUGAGACAAGAAACUACAGUUUUGAGGAAGUGAACCAUCAUAUGGCGGAGCAGCUUGCUUUUGUCGCAAAAGAACAUGGCGGUAUCAUGAGAUUUAUACAAGUUUCUUGCUUAGGGGCAUCACCAUCAUCAUCUUCCAGAAUGCUAAAAGCUAAAGCAGCUGCAGAGGGAGCAAUACUGCGAGAACUGCCUGAGGCCACAAUUUUAAGGCCAGCCUCUAUGGUUGGCACUGAAGAUCGGAUUCUAAAUAAGUGGGCAUUUAUUGCAAAGAAAUGGAGCUUCCUUCCGCUUAUCGGGGACGGAUCUACUAAAAUUCAACCAGUGUUUGUUUCUGAUGUUGCUGCUGCAAUUAUUGCGGCCUUGAAAGAUGAUGGCACAAGCAUGGGUAAAACUUACGAACUUGGUGGUCCAGAUAUUUACUCUAUGCGCGAACUGACAGAGCUGAUGUAUGAGACUAUUCGAGAAUGGCCACGCUAUGUAAAGGUUCCUCUCCCCGUUGCGAAGAUUAUUGCCUCUCCUCGAGAGAUAUUGCUGAACAAAGUUCCAUGUCCUCUACCUGUCCCUGAGAUCUUUAAUCUGGAUCAGCUCAAUGCUCUCUCCGUAGAUACAGUUGUGUCUGAAAAUGCUUUAAAAUUUGCUGAUCUGGGAAUUGUACCACAUAAUAUUAAAGGUUACCCCAUUGAGUUUCUUAUCCAAUAUCGCAAAGGUGGGCCAAAUUUCGGUUCAACGAUCAGUGAAAGAGUCUCUCCCGAUGCUUACCCAUAAGGGAGGCUUUUCGACAAUCCUCUUUCUUCUUUGUUAUUCUUGUGAGGUUUUAGGUUUUACAAAGACUGUUGAUGAUCGGGCACUCCUCAAAGCAGGUAAUUAUCACUGAUGCCAUUUAUCGACAAUAAAAAUUGUACAAGUACCUGUCAGACGAACAUCUAUACAAAGUAGAUGUAUCAUUAGAAUAUUGUUUGCUUGUUUGUUUGUGGAGGUGGAUCUUGGUCAUGUCAAAAGGUUAUGUAGGCAAAAAAAUAAAAUGUAUUGGAUUCUUGUCAAAGAAACAUGUUUUUUGUUGAAUGUUUUAUUUUGUGUGAUUUAAAUUUUUUACAAGAUUUUUUUUUUAUCA